Columba livia (rock pigeon) is the source of this 5926-nucleotide messenger RNA. RefSeq names its product phospholipase B1 (gene PLB1). The transcript has 58 exons. Gene Ontology annotation, cellular component: brush border membrane. Lineage: Eukaryota; Metazoa; Chordata; Aves; Columbiformes; Columbidae. The coding region runs from base 362 to 4792 and encodes 1476 amino acids. Gene Ontology annotation, molecular function: retinyl-palmitate esterase activity; phosphatidylcholine lysophospholipase A1 activity; A2-type glycerophospholipase activity. The record is from RefSeq and is a predicted model, not a curated record. Gene Ontology annotation, biological process: phospholipid metabolic process.
AUGUAUUGCCUGGAAGAACCUUGACCCUGCUGGAAGCUGACUCACGUGAUGUAGGUUCCCAUAUUUGCCAAGAAUCCACCUGAAAAGUGAUCAGUGGUCUCUGAACAAGUGAGAGAAGCUGUGCCCCUUCUUUGCUCCUUUGACCCUUGGAUGGCACAACUUAUAAACCAGGGUUGCACGUGUCUUUGAAAUAACAUAUCAUUGUCACUUUGCUUUCCAAAGGUAAAGAGGCUAAUAAAUUUUAUGGCUGCUGAGUUAUCAACUUGUUAAAAUAUAAAGGAGGAAAGAGAAUUUCUUUCUUCACAGCCUUAAUGUCUAACUGACAGCCCCCCAGGACUAUCAAUUUGUGGAGGCACUUAUCAUGAAGCUAUUGUUAGGUCUGUUGUUCCUGUGGUUGUGCUCCUCAGAAGGUCAUGCAGAUCAUCUGGAAGAACAGGGGAAGCUAAAGGCCCUAAGAAGCUUCCAGUUUUCAUGUGAGCAGGCGAUGUUACCCAAGACCCGUUCAUCUUCAGUUCACGCUCUGAGGCCAGCUGACAUAAAUACCGUCACUGCAAUAGGAAGUUUGCAAAGAACACCAGGAUCUGGCAUACAUCACGAGGAUCCACCCCAAAGCACAGGAAAAAGCCUCCUUGAAGUAAGCGUGGAAACGUUAGCAGCUCUCAUUAGCAGUUUUAAUCCCUCAGUCCUACACCAGUCUCCUCUGCUUGGCACAAAGGGAGCGACAUCAGAGAGUCAAGCUAUAGACCUCCUGAAUCAAGCUGAAGAAAUAGUGAAGCUCAUGAAAGAGAAUAAGAUGAUGAACUUCCAAAAUGACUGGAAACUGAUCACAGUUUUUUUUAGUGCUGAAAACCCACGUUCUUCCUGUGCCUCCACAGAAGUGAAGAACUGCAUACUGGACAACCUGGAAAAACUUAAAGCUGUCUUGGAUUUUUUGUAUAAAAUGGUUCCCAAGGCCUUCAUAAAUCUGGUGGAUGCCACUGAGCUCACAACUUCCUUUCUUGCAGGCCAAGAUUACAAUAACAACAGCAAUCCAGGCUGGAAUGAGUGCAAUCAUGUUGGUGAACACUCCACAUUAGAUGAUAACAUACUGAGGUGGUCUUAUCAGGAUGCUUGGGAAAAACUUCUGAACUCUGAAAGGUAUAAUCAAAAGGAUGACUUCACUGUUGUUCUUCAGCCAUCUCUCCAAGAAACAAACCUGCUGCACAGACUGGGCAGGGGUAGUUUCAUUACCACAUCAAAGGUGCAAACAGAAACUCUGGAAGAAGAUUAUGCUUCGAUGGCUGUGGGCCUCUGGAACAACAUGAUGGAGCCAGUUGGACAGAAACAGCCUUACAGUGACACAAAAAUGCUUCAGGUCCACUGUCCAUCUCAGGAAAAUCCGUAUUUGUUUACAUAUAGAAAUAGUAACUACUCAUCUUCCCUGGAGACAUCAAACACCAAAGAAACAUCUCAGGAAAGGACUUACGGAGCAAAUAUAUCCUGUUCUGACCGGCGUCCCUCUGAUACAGUUCCGGUUUCAGUUCAUAAUUUGAAACCGGCUGAUAUUCGGGUGAUUGGUGCCCUGGGAGAUUCAAUCACAGCAGGUAACGGUGCAAAAUCCAAACGCUAUGAUCUUCUGGAUGUCUUGACUCAAUACCGAGGUGUUUCUUGGAGUGGUGGAGGAGAUGAAAGCUUAAGCACAGUCACAACAUUAGCAAAUAUUCUUCGUGAGUUCAACCCAUCCCUGAUAGGGUAUUCCAUUGGCACUGGAAGGCAGGAUACAGAUAAUGCUUCACUCAACCAAGCUGUGGCAGGGAAUCAUGCAGAGCAUGUUCCUGCACAGGUUAGAAGACUGGUGGACCGAAUGAAGAAUGAUACUAGAAUAGAUUUUCAGACCGACUGGAAACUCAUAACACUUUUCAUAGGAGGAAAUGACCUAUGCCAAUUCUGCAGCGAUCCAGUACGCUAUUCUCCUGAAAACUACACCUAUGGUAUACAAACCGCGUUGGACAUGCUUCACAGAGAGGUUCCACGGGCAUUUGUGAACCUGGUGACAAUCAUUUCCAUAGAAAGACUUCGGGAGCUGAAAGCAGUAGAAAACAGUACCUGCCCAAAGUGGCUUAUGAGUAUGCUGUGCCCUUGUGUUAUAAACCCGGAGGACAAUUCCAAUGAGUUGAAGAAGUUGGUCUACUUUAACAAAAUGUACCAGGAGAGAACCCGUCAGUUAGUGGAGAGCGGAAGGUAUGACACUACGGAUGAUUUCACAGUGGUUUUGCAGCCAUUUCUGUUGAAUGUGAGCAUGCCAAAAACACAGGAGGGGUUCCCAGACACUUCAUACUUUGCCCCGGACUGUUUCCAUUUCAGCCAGAAGUCUCAUUCCUACCUCGCAUCUGCUUUGUGGAACAACAUGCUGGAACCCUUGGGGGAGAAGACAAUUUAUGAGCAACUACAAGCUGCGGUUGUUAUCAAAUGUCCAAAUGAGGCUGAGCCAUUCCUGAAGACAUAUAAGAACAGCAAUUACACAUACCCUAACCAAACUCCAAAUUAUGGAAGCCAGCUGCUAUGCGAGGACAGGUCUCCAUCCUUCCCUCCUCCAACUUCAGUGAAUUCUCUAAAACCAGCUGAUGUGAAAGUUAUAGCAGCCCUUGGGGAUUCUUUCACGGCUGGCACAGGAAUUGCCUCAGAUAGUCUCCUGGAUUUGGACACUGAAUACCGUGGACUGUCUUGGAGUAUUGGAGGAGAUGCAUCAUUAGCAAAUGUGACAACUCUACCUAACAUCUUUCGAGAGUUCAAUGGUAUGAUCACAGGCUAUUCGACUGGCAUUGGCAGUGAGAAUGAUUCGAAUGCAUUCUUUAACCAGGCAGUUCCUGGAGCACAGGCUGAGCACUUACCAGACCAAGCAAGAAAUCUCGUGAGACUAAUGAAAACUGAUCCUAGAAUUGACUUCAGUGCUGACUGGAAGCUCAUAACGGUGCAUAUUGGAGGCAACGAUCUGUGCAACUAUUGCAAAGACCUUGAUCACUACUCAGCUGAGAAUUUCGUCAGAAGGAUUCAAGAAACUCUUGAUAUUCUGCACAAUGAGGUUCCAAGAGCUGUGGUGAGUCUGGUUGAAGUGUUGGACCUUGUGCCUCUGAGACAGUUGUUUGUGGAUACUGAAGUUCGGUGCCCCACUUACAUGGCAGAUUACCUGUGUAGUUGUGUUCUUACAGGAGAAGAAAACUCCCCAAAUUUAAUGAUGGUGAAGGAAGCCACCAGAGCUUACCAGCUUGGUGUUGAGAGACUAGUGGAGUCUGGCAGAUAUGAUACUCAUGAAAAUUUCACAGUGAUACUCCAGCCUUUCUUCCGAAAUACCAAGAUUCCUCUUGGUCAGGAUGGGUAUCCAGAUGUCUCCUACUUUUCACCUGACUGCUUCCAUCCAAGCCAGAAAGGCCAUUCUCAGCUUGCCAAGGCACUCUGGAAUGCUCUGGUACAGCCUGUAGGCCAGAAAGCUGACUCUUUUGAUUUCAUGGCUGACAUUGUCCUUGACUGUCCAACUCAGAACAAUCCAUUCCUGGGAACAUACAAGAAUAGCAACCAUACAUUUGUACCUGUGGUGCCCACUAAUGAACCAACAGAGAAUUGGGGCAGCAACCUGUCAUGUUCUGAAUGGGCUCCAUCCACUCGUGUCCCAACAUCAGCACAUGAGCUACAACCUGCCGACAUCAAAGUCAUAGGAGCACUGGGAGAUUCCCUAACAGCUGCAGUAGGAGCCAAAGCAACUGACCCACCAACAGAAUGGAGGGGAUUUUCCUGGAGUAUUGGAGGUGAUGAGACCCUGGAGACCCAGGCUACUUUACCUAAUAUCUUGAAAAAAUUCAAUGCGAACCUCUUUGGCUUCUCCACUGGCAGCUCUAAGGAAACAGCUGGAUUCAACGUUGCGGAGAGUGGUGCCACAGCGCGUAAUAUGUCAGCCCAAGCACGUGAAUUGGUGGACCUAAUGAGAAGCAGCUCGAAAAUUAAUUUCAAGGAAGACUGGAAGCUGAUCACCAUCCUCAUUGGAAGCAAUGACCUAUGCCAGUACUGCUUGGACAAGGAAACCUAUUCAGUGCAAAAGUAUCUAGAACAUCUUCAAAAUGCUCUGGAUAUUUUCUAUGAGGAGCUCCCGAGAGUCUUUGUCAACAUGGUGGAGACACUGGAGAUUUCUGGACUGCGUCAGAUCGCAGCAAGCUAUCCGGGGUGUGCUUUGACAACAAAGAAUUUGUGCCCAUGUUUUGUAAACCCCAAUGAAGAUUCUUCUGAACUUCAAGAAAUUAAGAGAGUUAACAGAGAUUUCCAGGCAGAAGCCUUACAGCUGAUCAACAGCGAUCGAUAUGAAGGGCGUGAGGACUUUGCAGUUGUCAUGCAGCCAUUUUUCCGAAACACCUUGGUGCCCCUGGAUAGUAGUGGCAAGCCAAAUCUGAGUUUUUUUGCUGCAGACUGCUUUCAUUUCAGUGCAAGAGGCUACGCUGAGAUGGCCAUGGCUCUCUGGAAUAAUAUGCUGGAGCCAGUUGGUGAAAAGCAGACUUACAUCAACUUUACCCAUGACAGAUCAAAACUCAAGUGUCCAAACCCUGAAAAACCCUUUCUUUCCACACCGAGAAAUAGUGGAUCCAGAAAUUCAGCUCUCAUCUUGGAGAAAACUGAACCUUCAGUCCCCUACUGGGCUGUCAUUGUGGCUGCAGUAGCUGGAGUCCUGGUGGGUUCUUUACUCAUCUGGCUUGUGUCAGGAAAAAGAGCCAAGAGGCACCAACGUGAGACUGACAGAGAAAAGAACGUUAAAAUGACAACUCUGUAAAGUGACUGGAACAAACAUCUGUCUCUGCUGAGGCUGGUCUCUGGUGUGAUGCAGCAAAGUAAAAAAAAAAAAAAAACGUUGGGUAUAAAUGAAGCUCCUUGGUUAACCAGGAAUUUUGGGGCCUGAUAAUCUUGAUCAGAAAGGUACUGUGGAAUUAGUUUCUGCAGAUCAGUCAAGUGGAGGAUGAAGUUCAAAGUGUUAAAGCUUUUUCAUUCUGGGAUGCAAUUCUCCAUUUAAUGAAUAUUAAUCAGGAUGUCAAUUGCUUGUUUGUGCAUCUUGGCACCUUAAUUCUGCCCUGUUUUCUUAUAUACCUGUAUAUCAAAUGUUAGAUACAAGUCCACCAAUAGUAAGGUGAGAUAAAAAAGAAAAGCUGCAAUUCCACAUGUUAGAUUCCAGCAAGACCAUUGGGCUGAAGGUCAUUUUACACAGGGAAAUAUAAGGUCAUGGAAACAACUUUAAGCCAACUUCUGAGCAACCUGGACCAUCCAUGUGGCACCUCUGGUGCAGUGCAGUGAGAAUAAUCACAGCCUAUCCACUGCCUUGGACUCCAGGGACCAGACGUGAAGCUGGGCGACAUGCAUCACUUCUCCUCCAAGGCUAACUAGCCCAGGGCCAUUCUGCAUCCUGCUGCCCACUGCUGUUCAACAGCUGGUUCAAGAAUGGGCUCUUCCUGUGAAGAAGGAAUUUCUUCAUUAGCAUGCAGUAGGGGGUCUAAACAAAAAUGAGGUACCUGAUUGGCAACCUAGCCUGACCUGAACCCUUCUCAUAGGACCUGUGGCAUGUUCAGGUGUCCCAUACUGGAAUCUCCAUGGAUAUGCCCCGAGGAAUAACUUGCAAAGUUUUUUCAAAAUUCUGAUCAGGACUUCAGAGGAGGCUGUUCCGGGAAAUUAGACAUUCCUUGUUUCAUACUUGCAGGUCAACUCGCAUUGAAUACAUUUUGCAGGUUCCCCAUGUCUUGUUUUCCAAUAUCUUUGUUGUUUCCUGUGUCAAAUACUGCAAAUUUUUAUUUUACAGAAGCCAAAGGGUGGUUUGCACUUAUGUGAUUUUUUUCUUUCUUUUUUUCUAUUUUUUUUUCAAUGUGUACAACAUUUGCACUCCAGAAAUGCAAAUGAGCAUAAAAAUAAAAUGUUUCAG